AUGGAGAGGCAAAAUAUUUUGCUGAAGCCAGUCUUGGCCUUGUCGUUAGUGCUGGCGUUUACGUCUGGAUUUGCCAUGGCUGACUACUGGACCAACUGGUAUGACUUUGAUAAUGGAGGAGGAAGUGGAGAUUACGAACGGAUUCAAGAUCACCCCACUGCAGCGGAUUGGCGCCCAUGUGGGGGUCGGGUUAAAGAGAGGAUCGAAGCUCGGGAGGUGGGGACGACCGACGUAAUCUCCACCAAGGAUCAUCUUACCGUGGGACCGAAUUACGGUCUGUACUGCAGUAACGGGGCCAUCAGCGGUUACUGUCAAGACUACGCGGUGCAGUACUGCACUGCGGCUGACGUCUGUAGUGGAUGGAAAGAUGUCAACAAUCCAGGAUUUACAGAUGACGAAAGAAAAAUAUUGCACGGCGUACUUCCGGCCCCGGUCGAGUACAUAAAGAUCAGGGACCAGAGUAUUCCCUUCUUGCAAUACACUGUGUAUCAACAAAUCAAACUCAGUCCAAGGUAUGGACUUCUGUGUCUUAACAGUCGCCAGAGUUGCAAAGACUACGAAGUUCGUUACUACUGUGGGGAUUACCCCAAGCUUGGGUUCAGGAUUGAAGGAUAA
Molecule: messenger RNA, 615 nt
Organism: Liolophura sinensis
Lineage: Eukaryota; Metazoa; Mollusca; Polyplacophora; Chitonida; Chitonidae
Exons: 5
Coding region: 1-615 (204 amino acids)
Source: RefSeq, a predicted model, not a curated record